This is a messenger RNA of Exophiala dermatitidis NIH/UT8656, 1764 nucleotides long. RefSeq lists its product as uncharacterized. Lineage: Eukaryota; Fungi; Ascomycota; Eurotiomycetes; Chaetothyriales; Herpotrichiellaceae. The transcript has 2 exons. The record is from RefSeq and is a predicted model, not a curated record. Gene Ontology annotation, molecular function: protein binding. Bases 1 to 1764 code for a protein of 587 amino acids.
AUGGCCGAUUUGGCAAAGCGCCAGGUUGGCUUCAGCACGGUUGGGGGUACUGUCUAUUCCGUCGUCUAUGUAACGGCGCAGCCAACCUUUACCGGCGUCAUCGGUGGCUACACAACACUCACCAGCGCGUCUGCGAAGUCCGCUUCAGCGGAGGCAACUUCGCCUACGCUCGAAUUCUCAACUGCACCGACGGAGACGGUGGUAGCACAAGACUCGUCCACGGCCGCCGCCAGUUCUAUCUUGGCAGCCACGACAUCCGUGGUGGCCUCUCCGACGACGGCCAACAACGUCUCCGGCGGCAGCAUUACUGGACAAUCUGUUGCGCCUGCUUCUGCCACAGCCACAUCUUCAGACAGUUCAAGCUCCUCGAGCAGUGGCAUGUCCACAGGUGCGAAAGCUGGUAUUGCAAUCGGCGUCAUCGGAGCGCUGGGCCUCUUCGCUGUCUUCUUGCUCUGGCUUUUAGGCAAGAAGCGAAGAGCGCGUGAAUCACAGGCCAACAAAGACAAUGAGAAAUCUACCUACGCCAACGGCCCUACUGCCACCGAGUUGGUCAACAGAAGCCCAACGGUGUCCAGUCCAGCCGCUCCUCGACUGAGUCUCCGACCGGUUUCUCGCAUGCUGCCAGAAUUCAUGGGCUCAGGAUCCAAGAGUAGAAUGAGUGGUGGUAACCUCCUGAACACCAUAGGAGAAACCGGAGCUGUUACUUCAAGAAAUCCGUCUCCCUCGCCUCAACCACGCGGCCCAAGUCCGACCCCGAAGCGCGCUGAGGUUCAAAAUCUUAGUAACCCCUUUGCGGAUCCUCAAAAUCCUUUUGCCGACCCGGAGAAGUCAAUACAACCUCCCGCGCCUGUGGCUGUCGCUCCAACUGCCCCAAAGCCUUUGUCCGCUAUCCCAGCCCCUAACGCGAAACCAGCUUCUGAACCACAGUCUGGUCAUGUCCCUGACUCACCGGCCGUUGAUAUACCAGCACCAGCGCCAGCAGCCGUGACCGCCCCAGAGCCAGCCAAGAACACAAUGGCUGUACCGGCACCUGAACAGACCUCCUCAGCUGGUCCUUCGACACCAGUUAGUGCUGCUCCAUCUCCAGCGGCAGCAUCUGGGCCUGAACCACCACAAGGCAAUGUUUUCCGUGUCUUGAUGGACUUCAAGCCUUCCAUGGACGACGAACUUGAAUUGAAGAACGGCCAGCUUGUCCGCAUGCUUCAUGAAUAUGACGAUGGCUGGGCUCUUUGUAUUCGACUUGACCGUUCCCAGCAAGGCGUUGUCCCUAGAACUUGCCUUGCCGCAAAACCAUCUAAACCGAAGCCAUCCCAUCUGAACCAGUAUGCCCGUCCUCAACCUGGACAAGGGCCGACGUCGCGACCAAUGUCGCCGGCUGGCGGUCCACCAGGCCGAGUAGUGCCGAAUUUUAACUCUCCGCGACCGGGUAUCCCACCUCAACGCCCCAUGAGUCCUGCAUCAAGGCCUAUGAGUCCUGCCGGCACCCCAAGACCCAUGAGUCCCGCUGGUUCACGAAGAGCAAUGAGCCCUGUUGGCAGACCCAUGAGUCCGGGUCACUUUAACCAAGCCCCUCGACCAUUGUCCCCGGGACCGCUACCACGCUCGAAGCGCAGCAUGUCUCCAGAUCCAUACGGAGGUAGAGGGCCAACACCAAUGGCAGUGGUCAACCGCCGACGAAGCAAUUCAGCCAGCAACUUCCGAGUUCGCCGUAAUUCUCCUGUCGGACCGUCGAAACUUGGCCCUGGCACCGGGAUCGCGUUGUAG